This is a messenger RNA of Penaeus vannamei (Pacific white shrimp), 926 nucleotides long. Its product is annotated as perlucin-like protein. The record is from RefSeq and is a predicted model, not a curated record. Lineage: Eukaryota; Metazoa; Arthropoda; Malacostraca; Decapoda; Penaeidae.
UGACAAUGGUCUGAGACUUUCGUGAGUGUAUAUAUACUCCCAAGAGUUACCUGUAGGUUCAUUUGACUCAGAAUGAAGCUUUGGAUCUUUAUCCUAGUGUCAGGUGGCCUGUGUGGCGCCUCGCUGUCGUCUGCUCCCCUGCCCCAGCAUGGAAUCACGUGCCCGCCGCCCUCCGUCAACUUGGACGGUCACUGCAUCUUGGUUGAUAUGGACAACAUGGGCAUCUGGCAUGACAUGAGGGCAGCCUGUCAAGAGCAAGGCGGCGACAUGGCGAAGGUGCACGACCCCAACUUCAUGACAACCCUCGUCGACCAUAUCCAGUGUCUAGGAUACAACGAGGAAUUCUACUGGCUGGGCGGGACGGACGAGGAGAAGGAGGGCCACUGGAAAUGGGUGGACGGCACCGACAUUCGCAUGGGCUUUCCCCUCUGGUUCCACUGCGAGAACGUGGUGGAACCCAAUUCCGGGGACCACGCCGACUGCCUCGUCUCGGCCAAGAACGCCUAUUUCUAUUUGCGAGACCAGAACUGCAUCAACUACUACCAUCCCAUUUGCGAGUUCCCUCCCGUAGGCGAUGUUACCACGACCUCGCCGAUGCCCAGCGAGUCAGCUACUCCCACCUUGGCAUCGACAACUCCCCCCGAGAGGACCCCCACACCAUACUCUACGCUUUCAGUUCAAAAAUGAGUCAUCUAUCAUGUUUGUAAGUUUCUAAAAGGCGAUGACGAAGCUAUGUUAAAAGUAAUCUUUUCUUCCCACUUCAGAGAGUUUCCCCUUUCUUGAUAAUCUAAAAAGUUCGCUGUGUCUUUGCCUAAAAACGCACCAUAUUAAACCAACGUUCUUUAGGGGCAAUGGGUUUUCUUAUAAAAAGAACUGGCAUGCAUACUCUUUCAUUUGAUUUAAAAUAUACUACGUAAAAAUAUUCG